UCUCCAUAUUUUAAUCUCCAUCUCUCCAAUUUGAAAAAAAAAACACACUAUUCACAUUUCACUGCUGCAACACUUGAAUAGCAAAUUCUCAGAGAGAGUUCAAUUCACCGUCAAUGGCAGCGAAUUGCACCAGGAAAUUGACGGUGGAGAUAUGCAACGCGAAGAACCUGAUGCCGAAGGACGGCCAGGGCACGGCCAGCGCCUACGUCAUCGUCGAUUUCGACGGCCAGCGCCGCCGCACCAACACUAUUUUCCGAGAUCUAAACCCACAGUGGGACGAGAAGCUCGAGUUCCUGGUGCACGACGUCGAUGCCAUGGCGGCAGAGACGCUUGAGCUCAACGUCUACAACGACAAGAAAGCCGGAAAGAGGAGCACUUUUCUCGGAAAAGUCAGGAUCUCGGGAAGCACUUUCGUCAAAUCCGGCGACGAUGUGCCGUUGGUUUACUAUCCGUUGGAGAAGAGAAGCGUUUUCUCGCAGAUUAAAGGCGAGAUCAGUUUGAAGGUCUCGUACGUCGACGAUGAGCCGCCUCCGGCUCCGGCACCGGAGAAGAGUGAUGCUCCGCCUGCUGCUGCGGCGGAGGAGAAACCGAAGGAGGAGGAGAAGAAGGAGGACAAGCCGGCGGAGGAGGAAAAGAAGGAAGAGGAGAAAAAAGCCUCGCCGGCGGAGGUGGAGAAGAAGGAAGAGAAACCAGCGGAGAAAAAUGCUGAGGCGGCGUCGGCUACGCCGCCACCAACACCACCGCCCUCGACUGAAGUACCGCAUCCGCCAAUUGCUCAACAGAAACUCGUGCAAGAGAAAUCCGUUGCUUCAGAUCACUCGAAAAACAUGGAAAUUGAAUCAAAACUCUUCCGAAAAAUCUCCAGCGGCAGCUCCGAUCGACGGGUCGCGUUCGAUCUCGUCGAUCCGAUGCCGUUCCUCUAUAUUCGCGUCGUGAAGGCGAAGAUCUCGAAUCCGGCUGGCGAUUCCUCCUUCUGCGCGAAGAUCGUGAUCGGAACUCACAGUGUCAAAACAAAAUCGCUCUCCGCCAACAACGAAUGGGAUCAGGUCUUCGCCUUCGACAAGGAAGGACUGAAUUCGACUUCUGUAGAAGUUUCGAUUCGCGCAGAGAAGAAGGUUGCAGAGAAGGACACGACGGAGGAGACCUCCGCCGGAACGGUGUGCUUCGAUCUCCAGGAGGUGCCGAAGCGCGUCCCACCGGAUAGCCCCUUAGCGCCGCAGUGGUACAGCCUGGAAGGAGAGGGCUCGACGGGAAAUGACAUCAUGCUUUCAGUGUGGGUGGGGACUCAGGCCGACGAGGCGUUUCAGGAGGCUUGGCAAUCAGAUUCAGGGGGCUUGAUACAGGACACCCGAGCCUCUGUUUACUUGUCUCCGAAGCUUUGGUAUUUGAGACUAACGGUCAUCCAAACCCAAGACUUGCAGCUUAGUCCGGGUACACCUGGUCCCGAGCCUAAGCUUCGGAGUCCGGAGCUCUACGUUAAAGCGCAGCUCGGCGCGCAGCUGUUCAAGACAAGCCGAACGACCAUUGGCUCGAUCAAUCCUACGUGGAAUGAGGAUCUUGUAUUUGUAGCUGCCGAGCCGUUUGAGCCGUUUUUGACAUUGACGGUUGAGGAUGUGACAAAUGGGCAGCCUAUUGGGCACGCUAAGGUGCAGGUUGCCACCGUGGACAAGCGCACGGACGACAAGUCAGAGCCGCGGUCCAGGUGGUUCAAUCUGAUUGCUGACGAGGUUAAUAAAGCCUAUGCUGGCAGGAUACACGUGCGGGUUUGUUUGGAGGGCGGUUACCACGUGCUGGACGAGGCGGCUCAUGUGACCAGCGACGUCCGAGCCACAGCCAACCAACUUGCCAAGCCACCCAUCGGGCUGCUCGAAGUAGGCAUCAGAGGGGCCACAAACCUACUCCCGGUCAAGACCAAGGACGGUACGUGUGGCACCACUGACGCCUAUGUGGUUGCAAAGUACGGGCCGAAGUGGGUCCGGACACGCACAAUCCUUGACCGAUUCAAUCCAAGGUGGAAUGAGCAGUACACGUGGGACGUGUACGACCCUUGCACCGUGCUGACUAUAGGGGUGUUUGAUAACGCGAGGUACAAGCACGACGAAGCAGAAGGCAAGAAGGAUGUACGCCUCGGGAAGCUAAGGGUACGGCUCUCGACGCUCGACACCAACCGGGUGUACGUAGGCACGUAUUCGCUUAUGGUGUUGCUCCCGACCGGGGCUAAGAAAAUGGGGGAAAUCGAGAUUGCAUUGAGGUUUUCUUGCUCAUCUUGGAUUAGUCUCAUUCAGGCAUAUGCUAACCCAAUGCUGCCCAGAAUGCACUAUGUUAAGCCCUUGGGUUCAGCUCAGCAAGACAUCUUGAGGCACUGCGCGAUGAGGAUUGUCACGGCGCGACUAGCCCGGUCCGAACCGGCAUUGAGUCAAGAAGUGGUUCAAUUCAUGUUGGAUACAGAUAUGCACAUGUGGAGCAUGAGGCGGAGUAAGGCCAACUGGUUCCGUGUGGUCGGGUGCCUCUCAAGGGCGGCCUCAAUCGCUCGUUGGAUCGAUGGAAUUCAGACCUGGACGCACCCGCCGACGACGGUGCUGGUCCAUAUCCUACUAGUAGCCAUAGUGCUAUGCCCACAUUUGAUACUGUCCACAAUUUGUAUGUACGCGUUCAUGAUCAUAUCGCUCAGGUUCAGAUACCGUCAGCGCACAUCCUUUGCAAUGGACCCGAGAUUGUCCUACUUGGAUGCCGUGGGGCCUGACGAGCUGGACGAGGAGUUCGAUGGAUUCCCGAGCGCGCGGUCGGAGGAGCAGGUGCGCGUGCGGUACGACCGGCUGAGGGCCGUGGCGGGGCGGGCGCAGACGCUGCUAGGGGACAUAGGCGCGCAAGGGGAGAGAUUAGAGGCGCUGUUCAAUUGGAGGGAUCCGAGGGCGACUGGCAUAUUUGUGGUGGUGUGCUUGCUGGCUUCGUUGAUGUUUUACGUUGUGCCGUUUAAGGCGUUUGUGCUGGCCUUUGGGUUCUACUACCUCCGACACCCGAGGUUCCGCCAUGACAUGCCGUCGCUGCCGCUUAACUUCUUCCGGCGCCUGCCGCCGCAGUCGGAUCGGAUUAUGUAGGCUAUAUUGUUUAAUUUUAUUAGUCCUACUAUUGUUAAACUGAUGCACUUUCCCAGUGUCCUAGAGAUUGGUGUUUUUUUAUUUUGUAAACCUGGAGAUGGUGAAUUCACCCGAAUUUAUUUAUUUUGUGUUAAACUGCAAUAAAAUAUGCAUUGAAAGUUGAAACA
Molecule: messenger RNA, 3265 nt
Organism: Salvia hispanica
Lineage: Eukaryota; Viridiplantae; Streptophyta; Magnoliopsida; Lamiales; Lamiaceae
Product: C2 calcium/lipid-binding plant phosphoribosyltransferase family protein
Source: RefSeq, a predicted model, not a curated record